AUGGAAUCAGCCCAUGCUCCUGGGACGGCCGGCCUCACUUCCGCUCGCGGCCCAGACGAAGAAUGGUCCCCUUUGACAGAUGGCUUUGGAGGUUUUGUUGACAUUGAAACCCUCUCUGGUGGUUAUGGCCAAACACCUCGAGUUGACACCGAACAUCUGUAUGGCGAUGAUCUGAUCGGUGUCAGUAUCAGUCGAGCGCAGACCCAGAUGAGAUCUCCAGAGACGCCUGUGGCCGAAAAGGCAAGAGCUCUCAAUCUGCCCGUCGAGUACUUCCAGAGAAUAUUGGCGCUGGCCGAGGAACCUGACCAAGAAAAUGACACCGACGAAGCAAACGACAGCCAGCCCAGUACACCGCACGCUAGUCCCAGGCCACCUGCACUCUACCAGGAUAAUGCCGAGAGAUCCGCCUCUUCCGAGAGAAUAGAAACGAGAACCUUGUCGCGCGAGUCGACCGCCGCCAGCCACCAAGGAAGACGCUCUAGUCAUACUAUCGAAGAACCAGAUCUUGCCUUUGACAGGGGUUAUGCACCCCAAGCUUCAAAACCAAAAGAUGCGGAUCAACUUGCGAGUCCGUCCCGGGAGUACAAAUUCCCACCCCACCCGAGUCGGAAACCACCUACGCCGCCGGGGGACGAUCAAAUGGCUCAACAGCCCCAACAUUCUGAGGGCGAUUUAUCACGCCUUAUCAGCAUCGAAGAAGGUGCCCAGUUACUGCACCCUCACAGAUUGUCCAUCACCAAGAACCUUUUGAGCGGGGCAGGAAGUGAGCGAAGGCGCAGUCUCUCGUCGGUUCCAACGAACUUGCUUUCCAAUUUGCGAAGAUUGCUACCGGACAUUCCUUCCGGUCACUUUAACAGGAGUUCUAUAUCUCUGUCUCUUUUGCCAUCGAGCAAUGGAAACUCUGGCCAGCAGAGCCCCUCUAGCGGUCAAAUGACACCAACCAGUAGGCCGUUUCGAUGGUCCAUUCGCGAACCUCCUCAGAGGCGCAGUACUGGCGACGCAGCCCGCGGUAUGCAGUCGGAACAAGAGCGGGUUCACGACCUUGCCGCCCUGUCGCGGAGUCAGGUGGACGGCAAUGUGGAAUCGCUUCUCUCACCCACCAGUCCGGCAUCCAACGCUAGUCGAGCGCGGUCCAACUCCGAAGGAUCUCUGUACAUAAGAAGGAGAGUCUCAGGAGUCUCGGCAUACGAUGACAUUAGCGCCUUUGCCCACAUUUCGGAUAUGGCAAAUUCUCGUUUCAAAGCCAUAACGGACAGUUUCCAGAACUCGACCCUAAAACUACCUCGGCUACCCGCACUUCGACAGGUAGCAAAGCGACGUACGUCGCCUGACCAAUCGAAUGGAGAAAUCCCUCGAGGAAUUGGUGAAACUAGCGGCGACGAAAGAGAACAGCAUCCCCAUUCCAGUUCGGUCAAGAAGAUACGGAACGCAACAAAAGGCGUUGAGGUGGAAACUCCACAGCAGCGAGCCCAUCCAAUACUGUCACGCGCCCUCUCAAAGACUACCGGUGACAUUGUUGUGCUGGGCGGCUACAGAGGAUCUAUUCUAAGAUCCGCAAAACCUCCUCAUCGGCAGCUUUGGGUCCCCAUCAAAGUUGGACUGAACAUGCGUAAAGUGGAUCUUGAAGUUGGUUUGACGCGUGAGGACGAAGAGCGCAUGGAACAAACAAUCAUCCCGUCCGGCAUUCUCUCCCAUAUCGGGCCGAUCGACAUCUGCCGAAGAUUGCUCAAGCACAUGAAGAAAUGCCCCAGCACACGUGAGAAUAAACUUAGAGUCCACGAUUGGGGCUAUGAUUGGCGGCUGUCUCCAGAUCUUCUCAGUGGAAAGCUGAUCAAGUUCUUGGAAUCGCUGGAGUGCAAUCAUCCAGAGACGCCUCACGAAAAACGAGGUGCCACUGUUAUCGCACACAGCCUCGGAGGGUUAAUUACACGGCACGCGGUCAAUCAGCGGCCAGAUCUUUUUGCGGGGGUGAUCUACGCUGGUGUGCCGCAGCACUGUGUCAAUAUUCUGGGACCAUUGCGGAAUGGCGACGAUGUGCUUCUCAGUUCGAGGGUCCUCACCGCACAAGUCAAUUUCACGCUUCGAACCAGCUACGCUCUGCUUCCGGAAGACGGUCGCUGCUUCAUCCAGAAGCACACAAACAGGAGAUACGAUCUGGAUUUCUUCGAUCCGCGCGUCUGGGAAGAAUAUCGCUUGUCUCCCUGCAUCAACCCACCGAUACCACACAGCCUCCGAGAGAAAGAAGAUCGUAGGAAGAGUAUUAUCGGGGCUCUUUCCGACAGCAUUUCGGGGUCAAACAAACGUGGGUCAUGGUUCGGAGGUCAACCUUCUCAAGGGCAGUCCUCCAAUCAAACGGAUACCAGAGUGGCUUUAGAGGAAGCGAACCAGCGAGCCAUGGACAAGGCCCUGGAAGCGGGUCAGGAUAUGGAAGGCAAUGCAGAAGGAAUGGUUGGGCCAUCAAUGAAACAGUCCACCCAUCGACCCACCGUUGCGACAGCUGUGACAAUUCCGAAAGAUCUUGCAGAGGAAUAUCUGGAUCGCACGCUAGCGGAGAUUUCGGUCUUCAAGAAGCAGUUGAAUUUCAUCCCUGCCCAUCAAGAAAACAAUCUUUACCCACCCCACGCAUUUAUCUUCGGCAAGACAGUCCCAACUGUGUAUGGAGCCAGAGUCGCAAAUAAGGAGGCGAUCAAGUACACGGAUGUGUUCGACGACCUGGCCUUUGCAGCAGGAGACGGAGUGGUGCUUGCGAGUGCGGCACAGCUGCCAGAAGGGUACCGUUGUGUCAAAGGAGGCAGAGUGGAAAGUGAUCGGGGACAUGUGGGAAUCAUGGGCGAUCUGGAGGGAGUGGGGCGCUGCCUUGAAGCGGUAGUUGAUGGCAGAGCAAAGGGCGUUGGAUUGGGGAAAGCAGAUGCUCGUCGCGCCGGGGAUUCGAGCGAUUCAUGA
Cladophialophora psammophila CBS 110553 is the source of this 2943-nucleotide messenger RNA. RefSeq lists its product as uncharacterized. The transcript has a single exon. The record is from RefSeq and is a predicted model, not a curated record. Lineage: Eukaryota; Fungi; Ascomycota; Eurotiomycetes; Chaetothyriales; Herpotrichiellaceae. Bases 1 to 2943 code for a protein of 980 amino acids. Gene Ontology annotation, molecular function: triacylglycerol lipase activity.